Messenger RNA from Lolium rigidum, 393 nucleotides. RefSeq lists its product as uncharacterized. The record is from RefSeq and is a predicted model, not a curated record. The coding region runs from base 1 to 393 and encodes 130 amino acids. The transcript is spliced from 2 exons. NCBI's taxonomy places the organism in Eukaryota, Viridiplantae, Streptophyta, Magnoliopsida, Poales, Poaceae.
AUGGCUAUGCCGCCGGUGUUCGUGAAGGUGGACCACAUCUAUCCCGGCACGAAAGGCCACACGCUCCUCGCCAAGGUGCUAACCUCCAAGACCAAGACCGUCCGCCUUAAGACCUGCGCCGGUCGGGCAGCCACGCAGAGGAGGAUCGAGUGCCUCAUCGGGGACGAGACUGGCUGCAUCCUCUUCAACUCACCCGACGACUAUGUUGACGUUUUGAAGCCCGGAAACACUGUUAUUCUUCGAAAUGCAAAGAUUGAUAUGUCCAAAGGAAUAAUGAGGCUCCUUCUUGACAAAAGGGGCCGUGUUGAAGUGACUGAACCGGCAAGCUUCGAUGUAAAGGAGGACAAUAAUCUCUCACUGGUGGAGUAUGAACUCGUUUCUGUUUACGAGUGA